AUGGAGCAGAAAGAUCAACUAAACCGAGAAACCUUCUCUUGUUCCAUCUGUCUGGAUCUACUGAAGGAUCCGGUGACUAUUCCCUGUGGACACAGCUACUGUAUGAACUGUAUUAAAAGCUUCUGGGAUGGAGAGGAUCAGAAGGGAAUCUACAGCUGCCCUCAAUGCAGGAAAACUUUCACACCGAGACCUGUCCUGGAGAAAAACACCAUGUUAGCAGCUUUAGUGGAGCAGCUGAAGAAGACUGGACUCCAAGCUGCUCCUGCUGAUCACUGCUAUGCUGGACCUGAAGAUGUGGCCUGUGAUUUCUGCUCUGGAAGAAAACUGAAAGCCAUCAAGUCCUGUUUAUUCUGUCUGGCCUCUUACUGUGAGAAACACCUUCAGCCUCAUUAUGAAUCACCUACAUUCAAGAAACACAAGCUGGUGGAGCCCUCCAAGAACCUCCAGGAGAACAUCUGCUCUCGUCAUGAUGAGGUGAUGAAGAUGUUCUGUCGUACUGAUCAGAAGUGUAUCUGUUAUCUCUGCUCUGUGGAUGAACAUAAAGGCCACGACACAGUCUCAGCUGCAGCAGAAAGGACUGAGAGGCAGAGAGAGCUGGAGGUGAGUCGACAAGAAAUCCAGCAGAGAAUCCAGGUCAGAGAGAAAGAUGUGAAGCUGCUUCAACAGGAGGUGGAGGCCAUCAAUCACUCUGCUGAUAAAACAGUGGAGGACAGUGAGAAUAUCUUCACUGAGCUGAUCCGUCUCAUCCAGAAAAGAAGCUCUGAUGUGAAGCAGCAGAUCAGAUCCCAGCAGGAAACUGAAGUGAGUGGAGUCAAAGAGCUUCAGGAGAAGCUGGAGCAAGAGGUCACUGAGCUGAAGAGGAAAGACGCUGAGCUGAAGCAGCUCUCACACACAGAGGAUCACAACCAGUUUCUACACAACUACCCCUCACUGUCAGCACUCAGUGAGUCUACACACUCAUCCAGCAUCAAUAUCCGUCCUCUGAGAUACUUUGAGGAUGUGACAGCAGCUGUGUCAGAGCUCAGAGAUAAACUACAGGACAUUCUGACAGACAGAUGGGCAAACAUCUCACCGACAGUCACUGAUGUGGAUGUUUUACUGUCACAACCAGAACCAAAGAGGAGAGCUGGAUUCUUAAAAUAUUCAUGUAAAAUCACACUGGAUCCAAACACAGCACACACACAGCUGUUACUGUCAGAGGGAAACAGAAAGGUGACAUUUAUGGAUCAACAUCAGUCUUAUUCUAGUCAUCCAGACAGAUUCACUGAAUACUGUCAGGUUCUGAGUAGAGAGAGUCUGACUGGACGUUGUUACUGGGAGGUGGACAUGAGAGGAGGAAGAGUUUCUGUAGCAGUUGCAUACAAGAAUAUCAGCAGAGCAGGAAAUGAAAGUGGAUUUGGAAGUAGUGACAAAUCUUGGUCAUUAUAUUGUUACCAAAACAGUUCUAGGUUUUACUACAACAACAUCAGAACCUCCAUCUCAGGUCCUCGGUCCUCCAGAGUAGGAGUGUACCUGGAUCACGGAGCAGGUAUUCUGUCCUUCUACAGCGUCUCUGAAACCAGGACUCUCCUCCACAGAGUCCAGACCACAUUCACUCAGCCGCUCUAUGCUGGAAUUGGGUUUGGAGGCCUAUUUUCAUUCCUUCUUGGAACAAGUGCAGAGAUCUGUGAACUGAAACAAACAGAAUCAUCUUAAAUGAUUUAGUCUUUUUCUCUUCUUUGCGUUUUUGAUUUCCUUAACUAAAAUGUGAUAGCUAUUACUAUGAGAAUGUUUAUUUUAUGUUUAUUUUCAAUUGUCAUGUUGAUUUAUAUGCUUAUGAAUCUGUGUUAGCUGCAUGGUGGUUAGCCUUGCAGCCUCACAGCAACAAUGUUGGUGCAGUUUAUGUAUUCUUCCUGUGCAUGUGUGGGUUCUCUUUGGGUAUUCCGGCUUCCUUCCACCGUCCAAAGACAUGCAUGUUAGGGUUAACUGGUUACUCUAAAUUCUCACUAGGAGUGUGUGUAAGUGGCUGUUUCAUCUCUGUAUCCUGCCUCUUGCCUGAUAACUGCUGCAAGAGUCUCCAGCUUCCCUGCAACCCCAGAAUAAGCGGCAUAUUAAUGAAUAAAUGAAUGGGUUAUGUAAAAAUCAUUUUCUACUUGCAAUUACUUUUAGUUGUUCUAGAGAUCAGAUGUUGUUUUUCUAAACCAACGAACAAACAAGGUUUCUAAUGAUGAUGUUCAGAAAGGCUCAUUUCCAGGAUCAGAAUAAAUGAGAUCAUUCAUCAUGUUUAAUGUCAGAAC
Messenger RNA from Melanotaenia boesemani (Boeseman's rainbowfish), 2276 nucleotides. RefSeq names its product tripartite motif-containing protein 16-like. The coding region runs from base 1 to 1695 and encodes 564 amino acids. The transcript has 2 exons. Gene Ontology annotation, molecular function: zinc ion binding; protein binding. The record is from RefSeq and is a predicted model, not a curated record. Lineage: Eukaryota; Metazoa; Chordata; Actinopteri; Atheriniformes; Melanotaeniidae.